Molecule: messenger RNA, 1994 nt
Organism: Papaver somniferum (opium poppy)
Lineage: Eukaryota; Viridiplantae; Streptophyta; Magnoliopsida; Ranunculales; Papaveraceae
Product: adenine DNA glycosylase-like
Exons: 7
Coding region: 69-1655 (528 amino acids)
Biological process (GO): base-excision repair; mismatch repair
Cellular component (GO): nucleus
Molecular function (GO): oxidized purine DNA binding; 4 iron, 4 sulfur cluster binding; adenine/guanine mispair binding
Source: RefSeq, a predicted model, not a curated record
UCUUUUGUGGGUCCACCACCUAAGAGAAAAAGGAUCGGGUGCCUUUAGUAAAGUAAGUAGUAAGUAAUAUGGUCAUUUUACACGGCCAACUCAAGGUUCUCUGCUCCUACAGCCUGAGAGAUGAUUCUGAGUUUGAAACUUUGAAGAAUCAGCAGCAGCAGCAAUACAACAACUGGUUAACAAUGGCGGGAAAAUCUAAGAAGAAGAAAAGUUUGAAUUUUUCCAAUAUAUCUGAUACUGAUUCUUCAACAUCUUCCGAGGAGGAAGAGAAGAAGAAGAAGAAGAGGAGGAAAAGGCGAGUGGUGGUGAAAAGAGGGAAUGACAGAACAAACCCUAACCAAACGGGGAAGCCGACUAAGAGUAGUGUUUUAGAUAUUGAAGAUUUCUCUGAUGAAUUAACUGUUUUGAAGAUUAGGGCUUCUUUACUUGAUUGGUAUGAUGCAAACCAGAGGGUUUUGCCAUGGAGGAAGAAGAGGGGUAGUAGUAUUCAACCAGAUGAAGAAGAUGAAAGGCAGACUUUUAAAAGAGCUUAUGCUGUUUGGGUUUCUGAAAUCAUGUUGCAACAAACUAAGGUUGCAACUGUUAUUGAUUAUUACAAUCGGUGGAUGGAUAAAUGGCCUUCCCUUCAACAUUUAGCUCAAGCUACUCAAGAGGAGGUUAAUGAGAUGUGGGCUGGACUGGGGUACUAUAGACGGGCUCGCUUUCUCUUAGAGGGAGCAAAAAUGGUGAUUGAAGGAGGAGAAGAAUUUCCAAGAACAGUUCCCCAGCUUCUUAAGGUUCGGGGAAUAGGAGAUUACACAGCUGGGGCCAUUGCUUCCAUAGCUUUCAAUGAGUCUGUGCCAGUGGUUGAUGGAAAUGUUGUUAGAGUGAUUGCUAGGCUGAAGGCCAUUUCUGCGAAUCCAAAGGAAUCAGAAACUAUCAAGAGCUUUUGGAAACUGGCAGGGCAGUUAGUGGAUCCUUUUAGACCCGGAGAUCUGAACCAGGCUUUAAUGGAACUUGGAGCAACCAUAUGCACUCCUACAAGCCCUAGUUGCUCUUCCUGUCCUAUCUCAGAACAAUGUCAUGCGUUUUCACUCUCCAAGAAUUCUCAAUCAGUACAGGUUAUUGAUUAUCCUCUAAAGGUUAUAAAGCCAAAACCAAGACGCGAGUUUUCUGCUGUUUGUGUUGUAGAAAUAUUGGACGACCAGAAAGGAACCUGCAGUAAUAUGAGCAGUAGACUUUUACUUGUAAAAAGGCCGGAGGAAGGGCUUCUUGCAGGGCUUUGGGAAUUCCCAUCUGUGCUCUUUGAUGGAGAAGGUGACUUGGGUACGAGGAGAAAAGUGAUGGAUCAGUACUUGAAGAAGUCAUUUGAACUAGAUACUAGGAAUUGUAACGUAAUUUCAAGAGAAGAAGUUGGAGAUUGCAUACACAUUUUCAGUCACAUUCGACUCCGAAUGUAUGUAGAGUUGUUGGUUAUAAAUCUAAACGGUGAGGAGAAGAUCUUGUCUGAAAAAGAGGGUAAUGACACUGUAGCAUGGAAGUGCAUCAGCAGCAAUGCCAUUGAAGGCAUGGGAUUGACAUCCGGAGUGCGAAAGGUUUAUAAUAUGAUUCAACAAUACAAGCAGAAAACCUCACUCGUAUAUAGCAGGAAGAAGAAAAAUACCCAAACAAAGUAAAGUUUAUGUAAAUUUUGGAAGUAGAUGAUGAUUCGGAUAUCCGCUUAUUCAAGCAUGCAUUGCAGACAUGAGGAAAAUCUAGAUCAUAAGAACCUUUUGUUUCUCAUCUAUUAACUAGAGUUAUAGUUUCCUUUAGUUUCUUGCACUCUGUUUACAAUACUGUUAGUUAUGUUUGUUAACUAACAGACUAUUCACGUGUCACUUUCUCACUGGUUCUUUCUUUCCUUUCUAUCAUUUUCUUUUUUGAAGCAUAAUUCCUUUCUAUCAUGUUUGUCUGGAGAAUAUAUGAACUCUUUUGUGUAAUGAAAUGUAAAAGGCGUGUUGUGAUCAAUUCAAUCA